UGAAAACUGUUUGAACCCUUUCGCAGGGGUGUGUAGACCAGGGUGACGGGAGCUGAGGGGCUCCGGAGCCGCCAAGUUUGUUUCUGCUGUGGAAUACUGGGACUACGCCGUGUGAAAAGCUGGGAGAGGGAUAAGUAAUUUGCUCUUCCGGGCGAGAGGUCAGCCGGCUCGCUGGGCAGAGAUGGAGCGGGAGAGACUCGAAGUCCCUCCGCGAGAUGCCCACGAUCUCCCCUUGUCUAUCCUCGAGGUGGGCUGCUCCGGGAAGUUUGAACUGGUCACGCAGCCGGCGGAAAAGGGCACAAUCCUCCCGCUGGCAACGCUUCCACAUGGCCUGCCGCCCUUCGCUGUGGACCUCCUCACCGAGGCAGAGAUGUGCUUCCUGUCCGACCCCGAGAAGCUCCUCAUCCACCACUUUGAGAACUCCCAGAAAAUAUGGCCCAGAGAGAAAUGUGUGGAAGCCUUGUACCGUGUGGACGUUACCCCUGCUCAGUCGACCCUGCAGGUGGAGCGGAAACCAACCACAGGAGAGUUGCUUGGGUACCGGGAGGUGUUCCUAAAUGAUUCCGGGCUCUCAGCCAAGAACUCGCUGUCUCUGCAGAGACCCCCAGGACCCCUGGCUGAGUCUGUACGAGGCAGCUCAACCAAUUACCCCUUCUGGCCAGGGGGCAUGGAUGAGCCAAGCCUGGAUUUGAUUCAAACGGAGGAUGGCCUCGACGAAGAUAUCGACUUUGAGAACAAUCUACUGACGGUGCCGCCUGGCUGGAAGAAGGGUCUGGACUUCAAGCAAGCGGGGCCGAAGGCUGUCCCCGGCCUCCUGAGCCUCACAGAGCUCAUGGAAGUGAUGGACCUUUACCAGCUCGGGUGUUCCGGCGAGGAGGAGGAGGAGAGGAACCGGCAAAGUGCAGAGGGGAAGCGGCCCCUGGCUCGAACCAACAGCCUGGAGGAGCUAGUGCUGCAGAAGGUGAGCACGUCUCCUCCGGCCGCGGGCAGCAAGAAGGAAGAGGAGGUGGUGCUGCAGAAGGAGCAGUGGGCAGUGCCGGUUGACGUCAGCGCGCCCGUGGACGACUUCUACAAACGUAUCCCGGAGCCGGCCUUCAAGUGGCCGUUCGAGCCCGAUGUCUUCCAGAAGCAAGCCAUCCUCCGCCUCGAGUCCCGUGACUCUGUCUUUGUGGCCGCCCACACCUCCGCUGGCAAGACCGUGGUCGCUGAGUACGCCAUUGCCCUCUCCCAGAAGCACAUGACUAGGACCAUAUACACAUCCCCAAUCAAGGCCUUGUCCAAUCAGAAGUUCAGGGACUUCAAGAACACCUUCAAAGACGUUGGGCUGCUGACGGGAGAUGUGCAGUUACAUCCCGAAGCCUCCUGCCUCAUCAUGACCACAGAGAUCCUCAGGUCCAUGCUGUACAACGGCUCUGAUUUGAUCCGGGACCUGGAGUGGGUCAUCUUCGAUGAGGUUCACUAUGUCAACGAUGUCGAGAGAGGCGUGGUGUGGGAGGAGGUUCUGAUUAUGCUUCCAGACCACGUGAAUCUCAUCCUGCUCAGCGCUACCGUGCCCAACACUCUGGAGUUUGCCGACUGGAUUGGGAGGAUAAAGCAGAAGAAGAUCUACGUGAUCAGCACCACCAAGCGCCCCGUCCCACUGGAGCACUACCUUUACACGGGCAACAGCCAGAAGACCCAGAACGAGAUCUUCCUGCUGGUGGAUGCACAGGGGAACUUCCUCACCAAGGGGUACUACGCUGCCGUGGACGCCAAGAAGGAACGGGCCAGCAAGCACUCUCAGACCUUCGGAGCGAAGCAGCCAACCCACUAUGGCGGCCCCAGCCAAGACAAGAGUGUUUGGCUGUCCCUGAUCGACGUCCUGCGGAAAAAGGACAACCUGCCCGUGGUGGCCUUCACCUUCUCCCGCAACCGGUGCGACGAGAACGCCAACAUGCUGACCACCGUUGACCUGACCAGCACUGUUGAGAAGAGUGAGAUCCAUGUCUUCUUCCAGAAGUGCAUCUCUCGGCUGAAGGGCACCGACCGUGAGCUGCCCCAGGUGCUGCAGAUGGUGCAGCUGCUGAAACGAGGUAUCGGUGUCCAUCACAGUGGCAUCCUGCCCAUCCUGAAGGAAGUGAUUGAGAUGCUGUUCGCCCGAGGCCUGGUCAAGAUCCUGUUUGCCACGGAGACCUUCGCCAUGGGGGUGAACAUGCCGGCCAGGACCGUGGUCUUCGACAGCAUCCGCAAACACGACGGCACCAACUUCCGCGAUCUGAUGCCAGGAGAAUACAUCCAGAUGGCGGGCAGAGCGGGGAGACGAGGGCUGGACACCACGGGGAUGGUGAUCAUCCUCUGCAAGAGCGGGGUUCAUGAAAUGGCCGACCUCCACAGGAUGAUGCUGGGGAAGCCGACCCUGCUGCAGUCGCAGUUCCGUCUGACCUACACCAUGAUCCUCAACCUGCUGCGGGUGGAGGCGCUCCGCGUCGAGGACGUGAUGAAACGCAGCUUCUCUGAGUUCCACACCCGCAAGGAUGCCAAGAUAUACGAGCAGCAGAUCCAAGACCUGACCAAGAAGCUGGCCAACUUGGACGUGGAGUGUGUUGGGCAGCUGAGUGACCUUGAGCACUACUACAUCACCGUACGGGAGCUCCUGUACACGCGGGCCUCUCUGCAGAAGAAAGUGAUGGAAUCGACGAGUGGGGUGAAGGCUUUGUCUGCAGGGCGAGUGGUGGUGGUUAAAACUCAGCAGCACAGGAAUGCUCUGGGAGUGAUCCUGCAGGUUUCCGGUGACUCGGGCAACCGGUCGUUCACCACCCUGGUGCUGUGCGAUUCACGAGGAGGCCAGGAGGAGAGGGGAGGGGGUGUGGAUUCCUCGGCAGCUCCCACCCCUGAUCAGCUGCUCGCCAACAAGCUCUUCCUGCCCGAGGGACCCUGUGGCCACACGGUGGUGAAGCUGUCACCCACAGAUAUCAGCAGCAUCACAGCAAAGACACUGCGGAUCAAUGCGGACAAAAUCAUCGACGACUUCAAAAAGAGACAGGUACCCCGCUUCCGGAACGAUCCGCCUGGACCGUCGGUCACCACGGCAACGCAGGAGCUACUGCGCCUGGCCGAGGGCAGCCCAGGCGGUAUUGCCAGUCUGGACCCGGUCAGCGACCUGCAGCUAAAGGACCUGGACCUGGUGGAGGGCUACAGCAGAGCGCGCCAGCUGGAGGGCUCCCUCGGCACUUUCACCUGUGUCCACAGCCCCAAGUUCACCACCGAGUACGUACGGAUGCAACAGCGGAUGGUGAUGAAGGAGGAGCUGGAGCGACUGCGGUUCCUUUUGUCCGACCAGAGCCUGGUCUUACUGCCUGAGUACCAGCAGCGCGUGGAGGUGCUGAAGAGGCUCAGGUACAUUGACAGUAGUUGUGCAGUGCAGUUGAAGGGCCGAGUGGCCUGUGAAAUCAGUAACCACGAGCUGAUCGUCACGGAGAUGGUCCUGGAGAAUGUGCUGACGGAGCUGCAGCCUGAGGAGAUCGUCUCACUGCUCUCCUGCCUUGUCUUCCAGCAGAAAACACAAGUGGAACCUGAACUCAGCGAGACCUUGCAAAGGGGCGUGGAGCGGAUCCGGGGCGUGGCGGAGCGGAUUGCUGUGUUGCAGCGUGAGUGUGGCCUCAGAGAGUCGGUGGAGGAUUUUGUUGACCAGUUCAAAUUCGGCCUGGUGGAGGUGGUGUACGAGUGGGCACGGGGUCUGCCUUUCGCUGAGAUCACAACGCUGACCGACGUACAGGAGGGGAUCAUCGUGCGCUGCAUCCAGCGGCUUAACGAGACAUGCCGUGACGUGCGCAAUGCGGCCCGCAUCAUCGGUGACCCCACGCUGCACGCCAAGAUGGAGCAAGCGUCCAAUCUGAUCAAGAGGGACAUUGUGUUUGCCGCCAGCCUCUACACCCAGUGACCAGGGGAAGGAGGGGACGGUGUAAAUAAACAGCCUGACGACAGUGUGUGUCUCUUCGUCACCACCACUUCUCCACGCGUCCCAGACAACGGGUAGAGCGAGGAACCUGUGACGGGUCACUGAAAGUGGCAAGAGCUUCACAGUGAGGGGCGAAGUGGUCACAGAGACGGGAAAGGGGUUAUCAGUCCCUGAGGUAACCUGCCAACAGCCGAAACAUGGGGCUUCACAAAAUAUGACACAAUGCCCCUCCUCACCACUUCCACCUCCUCCGUUCUGCCCUUGCCCCUUUCCUCU
Molecule: messenger RNA, 4213 nt
Organism: Mobula hypostoma (lesser devil ray)
Lineage: Eukaryota; Metazoa; Chordata; Chondrichthyes; Myliobatiformes; Myliobatidae
Gene: skic2
Product: SKI2 subunit of superkiller complex
Exons: 29
Coding region: 182-3919 (1245 amino acids)
Biological process (GO): nuclear-transcribed mRNA catabolic process, 3'-5' exonucleolytic nonsense-mediated decay
Cellular component (GO): Ski complex
Molecular function (GO): RNA helicase activity; RNA binding; ATP binding
Source: RefSeq, a predicted model, not a curated record